CCAACGGCUGCGUCUAUUUCGGACAGAGAUUGUGAUACGAGGGAGGGAGAGACUGUAGCCAUGAACUACAAGCCGUCCCCACUUCAAGUGAAAUUAGAGAAGCAGAGGGAGCUGGCUCGGAAGGGCUCCCUGAAGAACGGCAACAUGGGAAGCCCAGUUAAUCAGCAGCCCAAGAAGAACAACGUGAUGGCACGAACAAGGCUCGUCGUUCCCAAUAAGGGCUAUUCGUCGUUAGACCAGAGUCCAGAUGAAAAGCCACUGGUAGCCCUGGAUACGGACAGUGAUGAUGACUUUGAUAUGUCCAGAUACUCCUCCUCGGGAUACUCAUCAGCUGAGCAGAUCAACCAAGACUUGAACAUCCAGCUGCUAAAGGAUGGGUACCGGUUAGAUGAGAUCCCAGAUGACGAGGACCUCGACCUAAUCCCCCCUAAAUCGGUCAACCCUACCUGCAUGUGUUGCCAAGCCACCUCCUCCACCGCCUGUCACAUCCAGUAGUGAGGCCGGCAGGCUGUGAUCAGUGCUUUCCACUAUAACUGUAAAACUUAACAGCCAUUGCUUCCUCCUAUGGUAGGACGUGCACCUCUUUGUGUUCAUGGAGCCAGGAGAAACCAAAAAAUUCAUUUUAUGAUUGGUCAAUAAGUUAUUUUAAACUAUGGUUAAACAAAAGAAAAGUUGCUCAAAGUGCCAGGCAGUGCCUGGCAGAACUGACUGGUCUGGAGAGCAAAUUCAGAGGGGUCUAGAGGUACCUCCUUGGUUUGUGUAGACACUGGGGAUAUUUUUUAAGGUGUCUGUUCCAGAAUGGGAAGGGUCAGAUGGGGUUGCAGGUAAUCCUGCCUACCAAAACCAAAAUCAGGGGAUGAGUCUGAGGUGUCAGGGGGGUUUACCAGUGAGAGGAAGUCAGUUCUUAAUUCAUUCACUAAACCUGUUUCAUUUGCAUAACCAAAAUGAUACUGUAAGUGGGGGCACAGGAAUGGAAAUGGACCAGGGCAUCCUUUCUUAUGGCAAGGACUAGCAUGACACACUCCAUUCAUUUGUGAAGAGGACAAAUAGGUGGCAUUUCACUGUGAGUCAGUACUAGUUAGAGCUGUUGUGUCACAUAUCCAAUGCCGUCUACCCUUAGCUCCACGUUAAAUUGUCACUGAACACAUCAGCUUCGAUCUGUAAUCCAUCCGCACUCUUUGGGGAUUCAGGCCUUGCCCAAGAAUACCGCGCUCCUGCGUUCAGUCCAGGCACCUAUACUGACUUCAGCCCAUACUUAAUUCCUGCAAGACCCACCUGCUUCCAAAAAUCUUAAACUUUCUUCAGCUAAGGAAAAAUAGAGCCCUGCGUGAGACGGGAGUGGAGCUGUGCAGCCUGAAGGUCAGUGCCGGAUAAGCUAGUUGAGGAAAGCACGUUUUUACAGUGCUCAACUUUUGAUAUUCUCUUGACACUGUGUCUCUUGGUGCCUGUGGGAGAGAUUGGUGGUGGUGUCAGGCUUUAGGGGAGUUUUCAGCAGCAGCAGGGUUAUGAACAGCUUCAGCUGGAAAAAAAGAAAAACAAAAAAAACCCCAAAACAAACAACAAAACCAUGAGAGGAAGCUACUGUUUAUCCCACCUCUGGCCACUUGUGCACCGGGCUCGGUCUGUGUUAGAGCAAUUCCGUGUCGGCAGCAAAAUUGUGUUUAUUUGGUGCUGGGGUAAGUCAGGAAAUCUGGCGUUACAUGAGGUGGCCGGGCUGAAUUGCCAGCUGACCGGCAGAUUGUUUUUAAUGCAAAAUAAUUUCUGGAAUUCGGAAGCGUGUCCCCUCCCUGGCCGGCCUUACACUGCUGCCUUCAGCGUACGCUCAGGGCCCAGGCGUUUUUCUCAGCAUCAAAAUCUUUUGCCACCGGCACGACUGUGUGUUUUCCUGCUCUGCCCAGGAGGAAGGACCGCCUGCCUUGGGUCAUCACUUGCUUUGUAGCCCAGGGAAGGGAAAAAGCGAGGCCAAUUCUGAGCUUCCCAAGGGAACUCCCGAGUCACAGGGCAGGGCCUGAGUCUCCCCCCCGACAGACAGGCCCCCCGUCUGAAACCUGCAUGGAGUGAGUCCAGUCUUCAACAAGUCCUCUUCAUCAUGAGGAGGAGGAUUAUUUCACAUCCUGGGGCUUCGCUCUGUGCAGCACAAAGCACGAUACCAUCCACAGGGAGAGCAAAAAGAGCAGGCACACAGGAUUCCUGGGCUUUGUUAUUCACUAGCUGGUAUGGGCAACUGUUUGCCCCCCCUGCCCUCCCUAAAACAGGGUGCUGCCACUCUGGCUCCAGGCCACGGAAAGAGGACGCAGAGAUGCUGUUCACUGAGCAUCCCUGCCUCCUCACGCAGAAAUACUGGUUCAUUUGCCAGCUCCUCGAGGAAGAGUGUUUCUGAAGUGAGUUCCUCUCCCUUUCUCACCGCCCAGUAACACUCGGAGGGAGUAUUUCCACAAUGUUUGUAAAGAAGCAGGUCUCCAAUUUUUCACUUCUUGCUCACUUCACGUGCCUGCUUUCCUCUCCAGUGCUGGCUCAGGUUGAGGUUAGCAAGUUGUCUGGAAGUGAGGGAAGAGCUCUAACAAUGCUGUGUAGAUAGAUAAAAGGGGGAAAAAAAGAAAAAAAACAUUCCUUAAGGAGUCUUUUAAUGGGGAAUAUAUUCAAAACCUGUGGUCAAACCAAAUCCUAUCGGACAUCUCUUUAAAUCUUCGCUUUUCUAAAGAGGGACAGCGUUGGUACCAUGCAACGUCUUUAUGGCAUUUAUCCUCCUGGGUUAGUCUCUGUGCCUUCCAGCCGGGCUGUGCACGCUCUGCCUGUCCCACAGCCCUCGCUCAGGAGCUCGGAGCAUUUCAGUGUGCCUGCUAGAGCAACAAGCCAUCUCCUUACCUGGGUCAGCCGUGGAGGACUGCAGCUCUCACAGGUCUCCGUCGCGCUGCCGUCAAUGUUCAGUCUAAGACAGAGUGGGGCUUGCGGAUGCUGUACCUCCCAGGGUUAACACCUCCCUGCUGAAGGACAGACCUUCCCUGAUAACCCCUGCCCACGGCACCACCAGCAAGCCUUUUUAUUGCCCCUUUGGCUGUUUUUUGCCUGCUGUGUGCCCUGAGGCAUUCCACAGCCCUGCAACUGCCCUCGGCCCUUCGCAUCUGCUUCUAGCACAAGCCUUUAGGAGGGAAGGAGGUGAAUUUCAGUGUUACACCCAGUGCUUCCUCCAAACACAGAUGGAAGCACAAGCCGGGUGUUUUUUUCCCUGAGCACGGAAGGAGUUCGUUGCACAAAUAACUGGUUUUGGCAUGACAGUACAGGACCAUAAAAUGGCAAUUUUUUGGCUUCUCCUCUCUAUGCUUUGUGUUCAUAUAUUUUAUUAGGGAAAUAAAGUAGAAAGGGUGGGGAAAAGUAGUUAACUUGUGUAAGGUCAUUAUCAGGAAGGCUGAAUGGAUUAAGGCAAUGCACCUGUGGCUAUCACAGAAAAUUGAACACUAACCCUUCUGAACUGCAGCCCCCUUUAAGCAGGUUGUGACCAGGUGGUGUGUUUUUUGGCUUGUUAUGGAAUAUGGUGGGCAGCCUCUCAGUGUGUAUUAACCACAGGCUGGGCUGGCUCUCCCUGUCCGGUCUCACGUUCAGACCUUUGCUUCAGCCAGAAGGUCUUAUUGUGCCCUCAUUGGAGGUUACACUGUGGUGACUUCCCGGGAAAGGUGUGUAGAUAGGUGGCCCAUCCUGGCACUGCUCUCCUUAGGACCAGUCUCUGCCACCAUGGCCUACAGAAGGCAAAAGCAGAAAGCACAGACCCAAACUCUGUCACAACAUUAUAAAGCCCUAAAAUCUUCAGAGCUGCUGGGCACCCUCCUAAAUGCAGAUGGCAUGCGAUAAAGCAAAUCACUGCUUGUUCCAGUCUUAGCACCAAACCAGGUGGUCUUCUCAGGCCCCAUUUUCAGUCCAAAGUUGGACAGAAUACCAAGGGGAGGAGCACGAUGGAGUAUGGAAGUCUGCAUUGCUGUCCACCUAAAUUACCGUGCAAAUGGGAUUUAAAGAUAUUGGUGCUGGUGCCUCCAGACAGGAUUUGCAUUUGAUGCCUCCUAAAGCCAGGCUGGCUUUUUGUUAGGAUUUUGCGUAAUCUCUGUCACUAAAUUACCUGAGUUUAAGAAGUCCUUUCCUUUUGUCAGAUGUUAAUUUUGCCCUUGUAUGUGAGCUGGCUUUGAACUCCAGGGUCUCAGCACUCAGCUCUGUCUCUCCAGUCUGCAAACUCCCCGUUUUGAGAUGUCGGUGUGAGGAGGAACAUCCUCCUAGUGUUGAAGAAGUUCUUUAGGUAGUGUGGUCUAGUCUGCUUUUCCGGUGGUUGUAAAUAAACUUUGGUUGAAAGAAGGCUGAUGUCCAGGUGACCAUCCCAAAGGCUCAUUUGAUGUCUUGUCGGACAUAUCUUGAAGCCAACCCUUGGAAGAGCCACUGGGGCAUAUCUGACGUUGCUGCAUGUCCACCCUCCAACAUGUACGCUUGGCCAUUGGGUCUGCUAUGCUGUUCUGGCUGUCUUGUCUGCAGAUGCCUUGCGACUCCAAAAGCAGGCGACCAAGCCUGCUGCAUGGACUUCUUUUAAAGGGACUUCAGGAUGCUCCCCUGUGGAUAGGAUGGACUCAGCUGCUUCUGGUUUGUCUCUCCAGCUCCUUUCCCAAAAGGAGGCGCCUGCUCCGCUCAGCUCUCUGCUGGCUGACACGUUGGUCUGCCACCCUGUGUAGAAUCCUUUCCUCUCCAUGCAGAGCCUUGUCCUCAGGCUGUCCUGCAAGCUGUGCAGCGGCCAGCCAGGAGGCUUGGAAAGCACAGCGCUCCGUGUGUGACUCAACAGAAACACGAAGACGCUUUUGAAGAAAGGAAGGACCCAGCUGGGCACCAGAUGGAACAACAGGAAGAGGAAAACAAGCAGUAACUAGAAAGGUUGCCAAGCGCUGUCUUGGCCUAGGGCAGAUCCCAGUUGUCCGAGUUAAUCCAUCUCCGUGCAGUGCCGAUACCAGCAGGGAGCACAGCUCGCUUCCAGAUGCACGCACCAGAAACACCACGUCCCCCGAGCUGGCACCGCGGCCAAAUACUGCUGCAGAGAGUCUGCUGGACUGUUAACAGCACCGAGAUGAGAUCUGGGGUCCCUUGCUGCUGCCGGCACCUGGUACACAUUUGCUGUAACCUCAAGCAAGUCACACCCCCUCUUGGUGUCCAUUCCCUUCUGCAGCACAGGGAAGAAACCUGCCUUCCCAAGAUGCUGCCUGGAUUUCAUCAAGUGUGUGGUGGGCACCAUUGAUAGCCUCUGCAAGCGAGAUGCAAAAAGCAUGCUAUAGAAAUUUUAUGCAUAUUUUCAAGGUACUACUCAGCUUUCCCUCUGCUUGCCAGCUUCUGGUGUUGCUUGCGUGUGCCAGAAGGCUGCGGGGUGCAGGUUAGUAGAGAAAUUAAACAGCUUUUGGGGGAAGAUGUUUGGCAAGGGUGCGUUUUCCCCAUUAUUUGGCAGCUGGCUCUCGCACAACUGGCUUCUAUCUGCGUGCUGUUGCAUGGAACAUGUGAGAAGAUUUGGUGGCCCAACAGCACCAUCCCCUGCGAGUAGAAUUAAGGGACUUACUAAGAGUAAGCAACUGGGAUAGCGAGUGCUGAUGGCAGAAGGGCUCAUCUGGGAUAUUCCCGUGGCAGUUUCACGCUUUCACUUUUAGCAUCCAUGUAAUCAUUUGAGGGUAUAAACUGGCCAUUUUGCCUGUUUUUUUCCUUUACUUUUCCAUUCUGCCUUCAAGCUCACAUGGGGUACGGCCACCCUUACCUCAAAUGAAGUAGGCUUUGUCACCUGGCUGCUGCUUGGCUCAGCAAGCUCAGGCUGCACAUUCAAAGGAAACAUUUGCAUCAAUGGGCAAGGAGCAAGCUGGGCUAGGUUGAGCCUAAGAGGAAGCCAAAGUCUUCAUUUUAAGGUGCUUUUUCACCUCUAGGAGGGCAUUGCACCCCUGUCAAUUGCUUUCAAGGCUUUCCUGUGAGAGGUGUUGCUCCAAAUCUUGAACUGCAUCUCAUCAAACCCACCUCCUUUCAGAGCUACUCAAGCCCUGAAGCAGAAGGGCCAGCAAUUUAGCACAGGGGAAGAGGCUGAGACCUGGGAUUACCUACCGAAGAUUAAUGCAGGUUUCUCACAGGGGCUGGCAUCCAUCUUUUAUCUUCCCGUAUGUAUUAUGCAGCUGAGCUGCUGCCCCGCUUCCAAAAAACUGCAGCUACAUCCCCUCUUCUGCCUACCCUGCCACCCUUGACACUGGUUGCAAUCCCAGGAUCACAGCAGCUUAAACGCUGCCUGGCUGAGCUCUGCUUGGACAGCUUGCUGGGGAGGCAAAGGCUGGGGGCUAAUUGAGAUUACACGGAGCAGAGCACCGUGGCCCACACAGCAAGCCACAUUGCAGAGCAGUGUGGACACUGGAAGGAGAGACUGCAGGUUUCCCUGAGGCCUGUGGAGAGCAGCUCUUCCCGUUGCUUCCCAGACCCAUUUGCCACUGGUGGUGGCUCCCAGCCUUUCUCUUUCUCUGAAAAGCAGCUCCAGCAAAAGAUGGAUUUGCUCCCGGAAGGAACCCGCCUCACUGGUUGUGCUUGGUCUGUGGAGCCAUUUCCAUACUGACACAUGGUGACACAGGUGGCAGGACUGCGUCGGGGAUUAGAAGGUAGAAUAGAAGGUUCAUUAAAAUGUGACCCUCUCAGAUGUGUCACUGGAAACUAUCACAGUAGGCACCAGGAAAAGAAAAGGUCACCAUGCUGAGAUAAGUCCUGUUACUUGCCGAGGUGUUUACCCUCCUGGAGCAGCAUUUCUCCUCUAGGUGCCCAUCCAGCUGAUCCAGGUGAGCUCACUGGGAAGCACCACUCUCUACCCAGACUGCCUUCUUGCUUCUUGCACCCCAGAAGAGCAGCAACUCCAUUUGUUACUCACCUUCCUCGAGCCUGCAUGGUUUGGGAGAUGCAAAUUUUGUUGGGAGAUGUAAUACAGAUGCCUGGAGAGAGCUGGAAAACUUGGACAAGGUCUCUUCAUGACAGCCAUUCUGGUUUUUAUCACCUUUAUCUGCAUCCCCAGCUCACAUAUUUCUUUACUUGGUCUCUUUGCACAGAAAAGCUGCAGUAGCAGUUCUGUUCAGCUUGUAGCUGUCUCUGCCCUGAGGCAAACCCAAGGCAAAUGUCAGACCAGUGGGAGACACAACAGUUGUGGAGAUCCAACAAGAUCAUGGGUGAUCCAGGGAGCAGGCUGGGUUUUCUCCUCACCCGCCUGAAGGCUGAGGGGCUGAGGGUUCACCAGGCAAUGUGAUCCAGCAAGCCAAGCUUGGCCGCCUUCACGCUCCCAGUCUCAGUGCUGUGGGAGGUCUGGGACCCAAGUCCCAGGCCUGCCAGCCCAUGUCCUCCUGGUGCAAGCUGGAGAGAUGUGAUGGGAUGCCCGUUGGCUGUGCUGGGGCUGGGAGCUGUAAGACAUGCUGGCAGGGCUGUAGUUCUGCAGGGAGAAAGACUCUUGCAAAGGGUGAAGUCUUUGCAGGGGAGAAAAUUCGGAAAGUUGGGGGGGGGGGCGUGUUCCCCCCCUUUUUGCACAUUUUUAACCAUUUUUACUCCUCCCACCGAGGUUAUUGAACCUUCAGUUUAAUAAAGGAAAUGAGCUAGCAUUAAAUAGCUUUGUGAAGGGUCUGAAAGCAGGCGCUACUUGCGUGCAGAGCGGGUCUGUGGCGCUAAUACACGACUUCCAGACCUCAUUACAUCCUGUGGCUGAGCCCAGAUGGAAGAGAGCAUCAGGCCAGGAAGUGGGGGAAGGAGCAGCGGUGGUCGAAGGACAUAUAUUUAGUUGUCACAGGUAGUCUUCGGUGUCCGUGCCCAGUGGUUAGUCCUAGAAUUGCAAGCCUCGUUAUAUUGCACACGUCCUCCUUCCACUCCUCUUGUCUCGCAGCAGCCGUCGUCUUUCCUCCCCCCGGCCCCGUGGACGGGUGAUGAGCAUCAGAGGCAGUUGCACCAAAGUGAUUCUCAGCCCAGUUCUGCAUCCCCAUCUCCCACCCGGGCAGCCCGGACAGUUGUUGGCCAUCACGCGUCUCGUAAUUCCAUUUGGGUUCCUCUCCUCGUGCACCAUAGCUUCCUCCGCACGCACUCUAGCAGGGCAGCACAGGAGGCUCUGACCGUGUCCCAAGAAGCUUCUUUUCCCCCUGGCAGCACCUUGCAGACACGCACCUUACUGGGAAUGUACUGGGUUGAUGCUAGUGAGAUCUGGCGCUGCCGAUCUUGCGUAGGUGGCAGCUGAUGGGGAUCCACCGGGGGAAGCUGGCAGAAAGUGGCUACUCUCCCUUUUCUUUUCUUUUUUGAGGGAGAGGGGGAUAUUUUUGGCAUUAUGAUUAUUGUCCACCUUCCAGUGGCCAAGUUCUGGGCUGCAUUAAUAGUUGGGGUUCAUUGGCUGUCGCGGCAGGUAUGGAGCUUCUCACCAACCUUAAUAGCAAACGUCGUGGCUGGAUCCAGAGCCUGGAUCCAGGCUGGGUUUCUCCCAUGCUGGCAAAGUGCUUUCAGUAGGCUCCAGAUAGGAAUUUCUAGGCAGACAGGGAAACAGCACUCCUCCGAGUCCGGCUCAGAUCUGCACUUCCAUGUCCUGUCCUCAGCUUGGGAAAAAACUCAACCCAAGCAUACGCUUCCCAGGUCUCCUUCCCCCGUGGGGUGCCUGGCGCCCCAGGGGAGGGGGUGGCGGGAGGCAUUUCGGGAUCACCAAAAGCGAGAUCCAUUUUGGAUGUAUUUAAUGGAAAUAUCUUUCAGGAGGAGAGACCUCCCGACCUUUGCGUUAAUCUCAAGAGCAGGAGAUGAAUUUCCGGCUGUCCUUGCAUAUAGUGAAACAUAGCUGAAACAGCCAAAUGCAAAGUAGAGUUAAAUGUAGGGUUUGACCUGAAUAACCUUUUAAUUAGGAAGAUAAAUUUGUUGUAGCUUGACCUUAGUCCAUGUUAGGAACCUGCUAAUCAUUUGACAUGCAGAGUGUAUUAAUGCUGCACUUAACUUGGCCAUUGGUUUUAUUAUCUGGUUUGGGGAGUUUUUUCACUCCCGAAGCAUCAGUCUGCAUCUUGUAUAGAUUUUCUUUUAUUUCUUUUUUUUUCUUUUCCCGUUCAGAACAUGUAGCACACUGUUGUACUUCUGUUCCUGUCUGCGUAGAGUAUUGCCUUAAACAGAUCAGUUGUGUUGUGGUUUGUUUUGGGUUUUCUUUUUUCUACCAUCAGUUUUAUGCAUUAAUUUAUUUUAAAAUGUGGGUUGUUUUAUUUCAAAAACAUGAAACGUGUAUAAUAUUUUUUUUAACAUUUCCAUUGCAGUAUUUAUCAUUGUUACUGGUUGUGUGUAGUGUAACAGAAUUAAUGAUAUUAAAAAGCAUACAUAUGAAAAACA
Calidris pugnax (ruff) is the source of this 9354-nucleotide messenger RNA. It is a transcript of the gene FAM219A, whose product is annotated as family with sequence similarity 219 member A. The record is from RefSeq and is a predicted model, not a curated record. Lineage: Eukaryota; Metazoa; Chordata; Aves; Charadriiformes; Scolopacidae. The transcript has 5 exons. Bases 61 to 495 code for a protein of 144 amino acids.